AGGGAUGAUUGAGAAAAAGUAGGCAAUAAAAGGCAAGUGUAGAGACAAUCGCAUUGAACACGUCCCAAGUUCUUUUUGGUUCUUUCUUUCUUCCCUCUUUUGUAGACUCUCUCUUCUCUCUCUGUCUCUAGAGUCACCGGAAUAAUCACUACAAACGACGCCAGUUUACUCCUUCCAAGAAAGAUUCAUGUUGGACCUCAACCUCGGAAUCUUGUCGACACAUAACGGAGAUGAAGACUGCAAAGUACCAACCUCCAUCUUCAAUCAAGAAGAAGAAGAAGAAGAUUCCAAUAAUCCCUCAAACAACAGCUUGUCUUUGAUUACAUUUGGAAUCCUUAAAAGAAAAGAAGACGUCCAAGUCCUUCCUAUGCCUCCUCCUCCUCAGGAGAGUGAAUUAUCCGGCGCCGGGAGUGAGUGGUUAAACCUGUCGUCGAUGCAACGAAAUAAACAAGAUAUGUUGGUGGUGAAGAAGAAGAGCCGACGUGGCCCUAGAUCCAGAAGCUCCCAUUAUCGUGGCGUCACUUUUUACCGUCGAACCGGUCGUUGGGAAUCUCAUAUUUGGGACUGUGGAAAACAGGUUUAUUUAGGUGGUUUCGACACAGCCUACACAGCCGCAAGAGAAAUAUAUAUUAGUUGGCUUAUUAAAAAACAUAUCAGAGCGUACGACCGAGCUGCUAUCAAAUUCCGGGGAUUCCAAGCAGAUAUCAACUUCAUUGCGGAUGAUUACAAACAGGACCUUGAGAAGAUGAAGAAUUUAAGUAAAGAAGAGUUUGUGCAAACUCUUAGACGAGCGAGUGCAAGCUUAGCAAGAGGAGGUUCUAAAUACAAAAAGAGUUACAUGAAAAAUGAUCACAUCCAUCUCUUCCAUAACAGGGAAUGGAAUGCCGCAGCAGCAAAAUGCAAUGAGAUAAGGAAGAUAGAAGGGGAUAUUAAGUUGGGUGCCCAUAAUAAAGGAAAUGAGCACAACGAUCUUGAGCUAAGUCUCGGAAUAUCUUCAACGUCCAAAAAUAUAACUUUGAAACCGGCAGAUUAUUACACGGGUUUGAAUCGAUCUAUGACGAGUUUGCAUAGGAAGGCGUUGCCCGUAUUUCUACCGAUCACAGAAACGAAACCGUUAAAGACAGUUGUAGCAUCAUCAGGAUUCCCUUUCAUUGCCAUGAUCAAUUCUUCAUCUUUGUCCACUUGUUUUGAUCCAUGAUGGUCACACUACUAUAUACUUAAUAUUCUCCCGUUUUUUUUUUUUUUUUAGUCUAUUGAAUUUACGGAAUGAUUAUGUGACUUAUUUCUUUUUAUAAAUAACAAAAAUCUAUACUCAAA
This is a messenger RNA of Camelina sativa (false flax), 1317 nucleotides long. RefSeq names its product AP2-like ethylene-responsive transcription factor SNZ. Gene Ontology annotation, molecular function: DNA binding; DNA-binding transcription factor activity. Gene Ontology annotation, biological process: regulation of DNA-templated transcription. Lineage: Eukaryota; Viridiplantae; Streptophyta; Magnoliopsida; Brassicales; Brassicaceae. The record is from RefSeq and is a predicted model, not a curated record.